GCUACGCCCUACUGACUACAUAUCAACCAAUGACUUCUUAAACCCCUCCGAGCGCAACUAACGAGAAAUAAAAAUUCUCACCUGAAAAUAAAUCACCAUUUCAACAUGUCAGACGGUUUUGCAAAGCUUCCUUCGGGCGCUCAGGUCCAGCCAACGCUUUACAAAGUCUCCAUUGCGGACGACAAGGUCGAUGAGCUUAAGCAGCUUGUGAUGCUGGGAAGAGUCGGACCGCCGACCUAUGAAUCUACACAGAAAGAACAUAAUUAUGGAGUUAGUCAUCAGUGGUUGACUGAUGCGAAAGCUGCUUGGAUUGACUUUGACUGGCGCGCUGCGGAAAAGCACAUUAAUUCCUUCAACCAUUGGACUGUACCCAUCAAAGAUGAGAAGGGUGAUUUUACAAUCCACUUCACGGGUCUUUUCUCCUCUAAGCCUGAUGCUGUCCCCGUGGUAAUGCUCCAUGGUUGGCCGGGUAGCUUUCUAGAGUUUCUCAAGAUCCUCUCCAUUCUCAAGGAGCGCUACACCCCCGAGACGCUCCCCUACCACGUCAUUGUGCCAUCUCUUCCCGGCUAUGCUUUCUCAGAUAAGCCGCCAUUGGACAAGGACUUUGGCAUCAGAGACGUUUCCCGCAUUGUGAACACCUUGAUGGUUCAGUUGGGUUUUGGGGGCGGCUAUAUCGCUCAGGGAGGCGAUAUCGGAAGCAGGAUUUCUCGUGUACUCGCAGCUACUUACGAUGAGUGCAAAGCGGCUCAUCUCAACUUCUGCCUCAUGGCGGAGCCGGCAACUGCACAGGGCGAAGUCUCAGAGGCAGAAAAGAGAGGCCUCGAGCGUGCAAAGGACUUUGACAAGCUAGGUACCGCCUACGCUCUGAUGCACGCCACAAGACCAAGCACAAUCGGCCUCAUCCUCUCAUCAUCGCCUCUCGCGCUUCUAGCCUGGGUCGGCGAGAAAUUCCUGAGCUGGAGUGACGAAGAUCCUCCCCUAGAGGAAAUUCUCACCUCGGUUUCACUUUACUGGCUAACAGACAGCUUCCCUACUUCGAUCUUUCCAUACCGUCAACGCUUUGACCCAGAUUACCCCGGCUCACACGAUCACCCGAAGUGGAAGAUCAGCAAGCCAUUAGGUUACAGCUGGUUUCCAUUUGAGCUUGCUCCUGUUCCUGUAAGCUGGGUGAAGACGACGGGCAAUCUCGUAUUUUGGAGGGAUCAUGAGCGGGGUGGACAUUUUGCUGCGCUGGAGAGACCGGAGGAUUUGUUGAAGGACUUUGGGGAGUUUGUGGAGCAGAUCUCCAAGGAUGGGUCUUUGAAGAUCCAGUGACCAAUUUGUAAAUAGCGUCGCUGUAUCUUCGCUCCAAGGUGGAAUGAAUGAUUACGGAUCCAAUUCAGGGAUGCCAAUGCUCAUGUUUCUUCGUCCUGACCAUAGACAUGUGAAUGAUUGACUUGCGAUGCGACUUGAUCUCACAUGACGGUGCACGUGACGCCUGGCUAGUUUUCGAUCGUGUGGAAUUCAUGAUCUGGCGCUAUGGAAUUGGCCAGCGCUCACCAAGAAGACCUUCGCUAACUACGGCGAUUCCUUGUGCUAUCUUUUACGGCUUGAUUUGCGCAACAAGCCAGGGCUAUCAAAUGCCAGCAACGAAGCCCAACGGUGGAACUGAGGACGCGUCCACUUUGCCCUUGGCGUUACAAAACGCGCCAUGCCACCACCAUCGAGCUGCUCUACUCGACGCGUCCGACACAAUGAACACAGCGCUGCCGCUACAAUUGAGAACUCGACCGUCAUUUGACACGGCGCGUCGCUGCUCCGCUUGUCCCGAACCAAGUCUUUGACCCAACGUGUCCCCCCCGCCCCCCGAAGCCGCCAGAUCGAUGGCCCGUUAAUUGCCCUUCGUUGCCUUACGAUACCGAGCGAGCCCAUGACAGCCUGAGCCCCGAAACCGAUCGAGAGAACAUGGAGCGAGGAGUGGUCGGAGACUGUCGCGGUUGUCGUGGAAGGGGCCUGUGCUGUGUCUCCAAUCAGCGCCACUACCUUUCGUCGAUGCUCUGCUUCCGAGUACCAUUGUCACAAUGCGAAUGAGUCGUCCGCGAUUCACCGUGCGUCUUAUCGACCAGUGUUUGCCCGACUCCCCGGCUCUCAUCAUCGCAGAACAGAACGAGCGCUCACAAACGCGCGAGGCAUAUCUUCUUACCCGACACGUACUACUCCAGUCGAUCGCGCGACCUAUCCCUUGCCUCGGAGCAGUUCAUCGUCAAAGCCAGGCCGCCAAUCCCUCACCCGUUUGUGAUGUCGCUCUGAAGCAGUGCAUGCACCGCGACCUCGUCCGCGUGAAACCGCUGUAGAUACAUGCAAAUCGCUGGGCAUUCCACCCUCGCUCGAAGCUCGACCCACCAUAUACUCCGUCCUGCCUUGCGAUACCAUAUAUAUAACAACAACAAUGCGACGGGGUCUCUCGCAAGGAGCAGUUCCUUGAAGGGUCCUUCAAUCCUGUGCGUGAAGAGCUGCGUCUGCCCUGUUGUGACUUGGCUGUCCGGUAGAUAAAGGAUGCGCGAAACAGCAUGCGCAGCGUAGAAAUAAGGGUUAUGUGGCGUAGAUGUCUGGUUCAAUUGGCAAACAACAGCCAAGGCCUCUGGUAUACCGUCUAUCCCGGCCUCUGGUAAAUGCGCUUGCAUCUGCGCGAUCGUAACAGCCAUGACGCGAAACAGGCUAUCAUUUCGUAGAGGGUCCACCAUAUUCCACAGGGACAUCUUUCCACUAAUCAUAGACACCCAAUCGAGGUCGUCGUCACCAGUUUUUAGAGGCCAAGAGUCUUCCGGUCUGUAUGCAUCUGGCGACGAGAACGUUAGGACAGCUAGAGCAGCUGCUGUGCCCCAUAUCGGGUCCUUGUCGUUGGUCUUGACAGGUUCACGUAGCUUCUUGUUGAAGAGGGCUGUACUUUGUGACCAGUGAUAGCAUUCUUCUAGACUCCGGGGAGAGCUUGAUGGGGUGUUUAAAUAGCGAUCGUAUGUAAGUGCCACUGCUAGAGAAGCGUGCAUCAAGCAAGGGUUCUAUACCAAUUAGCUUUGUUGAACUUGGAGACAUUAGGGGUGUCGCUCGUACAGUGAAUGCAAG
Fusarium verticillioides 7600 is the source of this 3102-nucleotide messenger RNA. RefSeq lists its product as hypothetical. Gene Ontology annotation, molecular function: epoxide hydrolase activity. NCBI's taxonomy places the organism in Eukaryota, Fungi, Ascomycota, Sordariomycetes, Hypocreales, Nectriaceae. The record is from RefSeq and is a predicted model, not a curated record. The coding region runs from base 106 to 1314 and encodes 402 amino acids. Gene Ontology annotation, biological process: epoxide metabolic process. The transcript has 3 exons.